Molecule: messenger RNA, 2966 nt
Organism: Sturnus vulgaris (Common starling)
Lineage: Eukaryota; Metazoa; Chordata; Aves; Passeriformes; Sturnidae
Source: RefSeq, a predicted model, not a curated record
UAGGUGGCAGAGGCACGAGUGUGGGGCAGGCAGAGCUGAUGGGGGAGCCUGGGGUGUAGCCCAGGAUGGACUGGCUGUGACGACGUGCCUUAGCUGGAGAGAGGUCGUUACCAUGAAGAGUUCCUGCAGAGCUGGCCUCCACAGGGAACCACUCAAUUCCACAUCCUCCACCUUCCAUCAAGUCAAACGGGUUUCUGGUAUGCACUUAAAGCCAUAUCUCAAGUUACAGAAGAAAGAGCGAUCCCCAGAAAUAAGCCAGGAUUCCCUGCGGGGCCACCAGGGACCAACACAAGGAGAAAAAUACACCAACUGCACCAAACUGAGCGUUUUCCCAAAACCCUCCCUCGUGGCUCCGUCUCAAAAACUCCUGGGGAUUAUUUAUCCAAAUACUAUGUGCAAUAUGAACGGGAAAGGCCCGGCGGAGAAGAAGAACGCCCUGUCUGCCACCAUCCACCAGGGAGAAGAAGGGGAAGGGCCGCUGGAUGUCUGGGCUGUGGUGAAACCUGGCAACACCAAGGAGAAAAUCGCCUUCUUCGCAGCCCAGCAGUGCAGCAGCAACACCCGCACGGGCUCCAUGAAAAUCAAGAGCACGUGGGACAUCGACGGGAGAACGGCCAAACGCAGGAAAAAAUCGGUGGAUCUUAAAAAAGCCAAAAUUCAACUGGAAAGGAUGAGGGAGGCGAACGCCAGGUGCUCCCAGCCGGAGCCUUUCUCCUGUGGCAUCGAGCACUGCUCGGUGCAUUUCGGCAGUGACGGCGGCGAGGCCGCGUUCCCCGGCCGCUCGCUGUCCGUCAUCGAGAUGGUGGCCUUCCUGGAGCAGCGGGCCAGCGCCCUGCUGGUGGACUGUGCCAAGACCUGCACGGCCUCCUCUGCCACCAGGCUGAGCGCCCAGCCCAAGGCCGCCCUGCCCUGCUCCGACCCCUUCUCGUCGGGCGAGGCGCAGGCGGAGCGGGGCGAGCCCCAGGGCGAGCCCGUGCGGGUGCUGGACAUGGUGGCCAGGCUGGAGUCCGAGUGCCUGAGGCGGCAGAGCGAGCGGGAGGCCGGGAGCCUGUCCCGCAACAACAGCUUCCGCAGGAACGUGGGCAGGGUGCUCCUGGCCAGCGGCACCCAGCCCGAGGCAGAGGUGGGCAAGGGGGUGCCGGCUCAGGGGGAUGGCCUGGGGGAGGCAGGGGUGGCAGAGGCUGGGUUUGGGGGUCGCUGUGGCCCUCUGGGUGACACCGAGCUGUGGGAUGGCAGCACCUCUGCCCAGCAGCCGUUUCCUUCGGGGCUGGAUACCCGGGUGGGGAAUGUGAAUUCGGGACUUGCCCACGCGGUGUUGGCGAUGACAGCCGGCAGGAAUGACGCUGAAACACGGAUUGAGCCUCCCAGGGCUCUGCUGUCCCCGUGUCCAGCUGCUGCCAGGCUGCCACCGGAUCCCUUGCAGAGCAAGAACGCGACUGUUGAUUGUACGUUGAAAGAGCCUGUGAUUUUCCCAAAGCAUCCUGCUAGGAAGGAGCCCUUAUGCAUCAGUAUAUCAGUCACCAAGACAGAGGAAGGGUGCAGGAAGGAGAAGCUCUCCAGUUCUGGUGAGGAUUCACUCCCUGGGAGGCUGUUUUUCCUCCAGGGUGAGCAGCCUGCUGCUCACGAGCAACAGCCACAGCGGGAGAGUACCCAGGAGAAGCCAGGGGCAGUAGCCCAAAACGAGGAUGAGGAUGCUCUGGCAUCCGGUAGAUCGUGUGUCAGCAGCAGUGUGCCUACAGAGCCAUUGGUCCCUUCUGUCCCUCCCACAGAAGGGGCUUUGCAAGUACUUGAUCCUUCCUGCCUAAAGCGGCAGGUUUCACAUGACUUUCUGGAGACCAGGUUUAAAAUCCAGCAGCUUUUGGAGCCUCAGCAGUACAUGGCCUUCUUGCCUCACCACAUCAUCGUGAAGAUCUUCGGGUUGCUUCCCACCAGGAGCCUGGUUGCCCUAAAAUGCACUUGCUACUACUUCAAAUUCAUCAUCGAGUACUACAACAUCAGGCCGGCAGACUCGCGCUGGGUGCGCGACCCUCGCUACCGGGAAGACCCCUGCAAGCAGUGCAAGAAGAAAUACGUGAAGGGGGACGUGUCCCUGUGCAGGUGGCACCCCAAGCCCUACUGCCAGGCCCUGCCCUACGGGCCUGGCUACUGGAUGUGCUGCCACCGCUCCCAGAAGGGCAUCCCAGGCUGUAAGUUGGGUCUCCAUGACAAUCACUGGGUCCCUGCCUGCCACAGCUUUAACCGUGCGAUCCACAAGAAAACCCGAGGAGCAGGAGCAGAGGUGGAAGAGGAAUAUUAGUGCACAAACACUUUCCUGCAAGAUUGUUUGGGAUAGGAGGAGGAGGAGAUUCUCAUGCCUUGUGCUGUUUACAGUGUAUAUAAUUGUCGUGAUUUUUUUUUUUUUUUCCCCCCACAGGGCUAUGAAACUGCACAUACUCAAACACAAGAGCCUUUACCUUUUAGAUUAAAAGAGAGCUUUUAGUCCAUCUCUGUAAAUAACACUAUAAAAACUAAUUGUACAUACAGAGUCUACAGCUGGCUGAACAAGGUAACCCCUACAAUGCAGCUAUCCCAGUGUUGCGGCUAUAGGUGUGUGUGUUUUUAAGUGUCUUGUUUCAAAAUCUGUAUAUCCUGUAUAAUAUAUGAAUGUUUCUGAGAAGAAACUCUAAAUAGGUAAAGGUAAACUUGUUUAAAGAAGCUGCAGACAACUUAACUGGACAACCUGAAACUUUAGGCUAUAGAACAAAUCCAUUAUAGUAGUGUGGCAGUGGAUUAAAAAAAAAAAAAAGAGAGAGGAAUAUUAUUGUAUAGUCAGAAUAUAAAAAAGUUCUUGUCUACCUUACCCAUGUUGUCUGGUUGGGGUUUUUUUUUUACAUAAAUAAAAUGUGCAUUCUAGAUCUGCCUUACCAGACUUUCUCUUGUAAGACUUUUGCCCCAAAAUAAAAAUGCUGUAAAACACGUGGCAGAAA